AUGGAGAAGAUUGACUCGGCACAGGAGAGCGUCAUCACCCGUGACAUCCAUCGCACGUUUCCAGCACACGACUACUUCAAAGAAUCCGAUGGAGAUGGACAAGAUUCACUCUACAAGAUCUGCAAGGCUUAUUCCGUCUAUGAUGAGGAAAUAGGUUACUGUCAGGGUCAGUCUUUUCUGGCUGCCGUUCUUCUUCUACAUAUGCCUGAGGAGCAGGCCUUCUGUGUCUUGGUGAAGAUAAUGUAUGAAUAUGGCCUCAGAGCUCUGUACAAAAACAACUUUGAAGAUCUUCACUGCAAGUUCUAUCAGCUGGAGAAACUAAUGCAGGAACAGCUCCCAGACCUUUGGGCCCACUUCCAGGAGCUGAACCUGGAGGCACACAUGUAUGCCUCCCAGUGGUUCCUCACCCUCUUUACGGCCAAGUUCCCCCUCUGCAUGGUUUUCCACAUCACUGACUUGCUGCUUUGUGAGGGACUGAGCAUCAUCUUCAAUGUGGCCCUGGCUUUGCUCAAGACGUCCAAAGAAGACCUCCUGCAGGCGGACUUUGAGGGGGCUCUCAAGUUCUUCCGGGUCCAGCUACCGAAGCGCUACAGAGCUGCAGAGAACGCGCGGCGGCUAAUGGAGCAGGCCUGCAACAUCAAGGUACCACAGGAAACCAAAAUGCUUUUGUUUGGUGCUCAACUUCAUUUUGAACUAUGA
Messenger RNA from Poecilia latipinna (sailfin molly), 699 nucleotides. Its product is annotated as rab GTPase-activating protein 1-like. The coding region runs from base 1 to 699 and encodes 232 amino acids. The record is from RefSeq and is a predicted model, not a curated record. Lineage: Eukaryota; Metazoa; Chordata; Actinopteri; Cyprinodontiformes; Poeciliidae. Gene Ontology annotation, biological process: regulation of GTPase activity. Gene Ontology annotation, molecular function: GTPase activator activity; small GTPase binding. The transcript is spliced from 7 exons.